AUGCCUUUGGUUCUUUGCUGUCCUUUCCCUCAUCGGCGACGGGAGCGCCCGGACGACCAACCGUUGCCGACUCGGGGGCGACCUGUCCAGCCGAGGUUCCCACUCCCGUCAUCGCCUCCGCCGUCGCCAUGUCCACUCGUACCGUCUCCAUUCGCAUCAUCGACCGUCAUGACGUCGCCCAGAGCAUCCCCUGAGCGCCGCCUUGCCAGCUGCCCACCAUUCCGCCGCCCUUCGUCGAGUCUCGCACCGGGGCCUCGCUACCUCGCACGCGACACAUCGCAGUACUCGUCAUUUGAGACCGCGCCCAUAGGACGAAGCAGCCCUCGGCUCGCCAACCGGCAGGACGCUGCACUAGUUGCCUGCGAAAUCUGGGAAGAAGCGUACAGCGAAAUCAGCCGCGACGAAGAGCUCAAGCCUCUCGUGAGGAACUACGAGGAGCUGUACAGCGCCGUCACGAGCAGGGGACCCUUGGCCUUCCGCCGACCCUCGGGCGUGCGAAGAGAGGCCCAAACCGAUGACGAAGACAAUACACUCCUCGCCGAGGAGUCUUUCACAAGGUUCGCUCAAGAGUACGUGGACCUGGCGAAGCGAGACACUGCAAGCCAAAGCAUCGUCUCUGCCGCUGUGCAGUUCGUCCAACGAACCAAAGACGCUAUUGGUCUUGCGCUCGCUUGUUCGCCGCCUGCAUCGUUGGCCUGGACGGGUGUGUGCACCAUCAUUUUGCCGAUCAUCGUCAACCACGCCGAGCAGAUCGCCGCGAGAGAGGCAGGCUUCGCCUACGUGAUGUCGCGCUUUACGUGGUACGGUCAGGUCCUCGACCUUCUGAACCGAGAAUACUGGAAGAGCCCGCACAGCUUCUCGGCGCUGCGCCAUGCCAUACACGACGAGAUCGUCUCGCUCUACAAACUCCUGAUCGAGUAUCACUUGCGAGCAUACUACACGUACUGCCGUCCUCUGACCACGAUAUCGCGCGAUAUUCUGAAGCUGGACGAUUGGAACUGCAUGCUGUCGGGGAUCAAGGAGAGCGAGAAGCGCCUGGAAGAGUACAUGAGCCUCAACUAUGAGCAGCACCUUCUGGACAAACUCCACACGCUGUCCGAGGAUGCUCUCCACAAGCAGAGGUUUGAAAGGAUACUCAAGUUCAAGUUCCCCGAUGACCUCCCCUAUUCCGUCUACCAGGCCUAUCUGGACAGCAUCGACUCUCCGCAGGACGGAACCGGUGCCGGAGUCCUUACGCAUCCCGACUUCGUCAGGUGGGUGUCAGCCGAUUCGGGCGUCUUCGUGCUGGAAGGGAUUCCAGGAUCGGGGAAGUCGGUUCUCGCCAAAGCCCUCUUGACGGAACUGUCCGAGUGGAGGGCCACCACGGUUUGCUCCUUCUUCUUCAAGGACAACGGAAAGGGCCAGAAUGCUGCCACCACCGCUCUCUGCAGGGUCCUGGACGAGCUCUUCAGGAGACAGCCGCACCUUGUCGACGUCAUCAGCGCCAAGAUUGACCAACUCCUGCCGGAGGAGGUGCGUUGCAAUUUUGACCUGCUCUGGAACGUCCUCGACGAGGCGACCCGGGACUGCGAGCCGGGGAGCGUCACCGUGGUCCUCGACGGGUUCGAUGAGUGUGAGCCGGACUCGGCCGGCAAGCUGUGCAAGCGGCUGGCCGAGUACCUCGCGCAUUCCAACCCGCCCCUGAAGUUCUUCAUCACGACGCGCCCGGUGGUGUCCGUGCCUCAGCUGAUCAAGUCGGCCCACGUGGUCGCCCUGAAACUCGAGGAGGAUCCGCACUGCCUCAAGCACAUCAGCAGGGACAUAGAGAGCGUUGUCAUGGCCCGUUUCGACGGCUUUGCGACGAAGUGCAUCCAAGACACGGCGCUGAGACGAGAACUGCUCGACCUGGUUCGGCCGAAGGAGGAGAGAACGUAUCUGUACGUCAAGUUGUUGUUCGACUACCUCGAGAUGAAGAUGCGUGACGGCGUGCCGCGGGUGCCUCGAGGGUGGAUCGACAUCUUCAAGACGCUUCCCGCUAACGUCAAAGAGGCCUACCUCGGCUUCCUCAACCGCGUCCGCGAGAACCAACGGGACGACGUGAGAAGGCUGUUCCAGAUUAUCCUGGCAGCGGCAAGGCCGCUUACCCUGCCGGAGGUUAACAUUGCCCUCAACAUCCAUGAUCUCCCUAACGGAAGCAGGUUCGGCCUGGGCCUGCAGGACGAGACUUGCUUCCGCAACUGGAUCUUGGAUGCCUGCCGAUACUUCCUGGACGUCUACAACGGCCGGGUCUACUUCAUCCACCAGACAGCCAAAGACUUCCUCCUGGCCGGCCCGGGAGAGAACGGCCACCGAAAGCCCCCCUGGCUGGGGGAUUUCACACUGGAGACCUGCCACAGUGCCCUUGCGGAGACCUGCAUCCUGUACCUUUCGCUGCCUUUGCGCGUGCCCUCCAAGUUCAAGGGAGAAGACACCGCGGCGGCGGACACAGACGAGUACCACCUCUGGGACGCAACCGAGCUCGGCUUCGCCAGCUAUGCGCACCUCUUCUGGCACAGCCAUGUACAGGGGAUGCUGGGAGCCCGAUCAAACGCCGCGAGGCUCCUCGACCUCAUGAAGAUGCUGCGCCCCUGCGACGGACAUCUCGUGAUUGCCGAUUGGAAGGGGUCGCCAGUUCCCCGGGUUCGCCGCAUUCCCAUCGACGCUGCAGACGCGUUGGAGGACCUCGGCAAGGCGCUGCGUCUCUUGGCCGCCUCCCAGACGGUCCGUUCCCUGACGGAAUACCAGUACUACUCCCCCGUGCCGCGGGAUUGGUUCUCGAUCCGGCUGUACAACAAGAACAUGCCAGCGGACUACGCCUCCAACAAGCUCGAGCUCUUCCACGGGGAUUGUCUGCGGUAUGUCAUCUCCAACCGCGCCGACAGCCAUCCCGUCUACGUCCACAUGUUCAGCCUCAACGCGUCAUGGACGGUCGGAACGCUGCUCUGGCAUGUGCAGAUCCCGCCCAAGCAGCAGAGGACGGGCGAGCUCACCAUGACGCUGCCUCGCCAGGUGCAUGGCGACGGCCCGGCGGAAGUCGAAGACACGAUCGUUGUCAUCUUCUGCAUGGGCGAGCAGUGCUCCGAGCGGCUGGUCACGUCGUCGGAGUGGCUCAAGAGCAUAUACAUUCCGCCGAUGCUGUGGGGUUCGGACGUGGAGAAGGAGGUGCCGAUCUGGCCGUUCUUUGUCCCGCCUCCCAACUGGGUGGUGAAGCAGUUUACCGUCCGUACCGUGCAGCGGCGGCAGAGUGGGCGGGAGGCAGCCGAGGACCAUCAGUGA
Messenger RNA from Chaetomium strumarium, 3294 nucleotides. RefSeq lists its product as uncharacterized. The coding region runs from base 1 to 3294 and encodes 1097 amino acids. The record is from RefSeq and is a predicted model, not a curated record. Lineage: Eukaryota; Fungi; Ascomycota; Sordariomycetes; Sordariales; Chaetomiaceae. The transcript has 3 exons.